AUGGCGGCCUCUGUCUCUCUCCGAGUGUGCAGCGCGCUGUCCUCUCACCAUCACUGCUGCCGGACCGAGCUGAGGACGCUGCGGCAGAGGAGACGACUGCACCAGACUGCCACCCGACAAGAAGCGGUGGUGAUUUCUGGGAAAGUUCUGGCUCGGCAGAUCCAGAGAGAGAUCCAGCGGGACGUGGAGGAGAUGGUCGCCGAGGGAAACAUGAGACCCCACUUAGGGGUGGUGCUGGUGGGAGACGACCCGGCCAGCCACACCUACGUCCGCAACAAAACCAGGGCCGCCAAUAUCCUCGGUAUUUCCAGCGACACCGUGAUCAGACCGAGCUCCGUGUGUCAAGAGGAGCUGCUGGAACUCAUCGACAAAAUGAACCGGGACUUGAGAGUCAGUGGCCUCCUGGUGCAGCUGCCUCUUCCUGAGCACAUAAACGAGCGUGCCGUGUGCAACGCCAUCGCUCCAGAGAAAGACGUGGACGGGUUCCACAUCGUGAACAUCGGGAAGUUGUGCCUGGACCAGAGAUCCAUGAUCCCAGCCACACCUGCCGCCGUGUGGGAAAUCAUCAAGAGAGCAGGAAUAGAGACGGUGGGCAGGAAUGUGCUGGUCGCCGGCCGUUCCAAGAAUGUGGGAAUGCCCAUCUCCAUGCUUCUGCACACGGACCGGGGCCACGAGCGUCCGGGCGAGUUCAUACGAAUUUUACUCAUGUGCGACGCCACCGUGACCAUCGCCCACAGAUGCACCCCCCGAGAACACCUGAAGGAGCUCGCCAACAUGGCCGACAUCAUCAUCGCGGCGGCAGGUGUCCCCGGCCUCAUCACUGCUGAUAUGGUGAAAGACGGAGCGGCUGUCAUUGACGUCGGAAUAAACCGCAUCCACGAUCCCAAAACCGGAAAAAUGAGGCUUGUAGGAGAUGUAGACUUUGAAGGAGUGAAGAGUAAAGCCGGCUUCAUCACUCCGGUCCCUGGAGGAGUGGGUCCGAUGACCGUGGCCAUGCUGAUGAGGAACACGGUGAAGGCCGCGAGGAACGCUCUCCGACACUAG
This is a messenger RNA of Knipowitschia caucasica, 1044 nucleotides long. The record is from the annotation of a GenBank genome assembly. NCBI's taxonomy places the organism in Eukaryota, Metazoa, Chordata, Actinopteri, Gobiiformes, Gobiidae.